This is a messenger RNA of Solanum stenotomum, 357 nucleotides long. Its product is annotated as putative F-box protein PP2-B2. Lineage: Eukaryota; Viridiplantae; Streptophyta; Magnoliopsida; Solanales; Solanaceae. The transcript has a single exon. The record is from RefSeq and is a predicted model, not a curated record. The coding region runs from base 1 to 357 and encodes 118 amino acids.
AUGUUGCCACCAAAGACAGAAUAUGCUGCUUAUUUGGCGUUCAAGUUUGUAAAUGUGUGCAGCAAUAACCUUCCAUCUACUAAAUCAAAUAUUUGGUUUGUUAAUUAUGAGAGUGAAAUUGAUGCUGAAAAUCAGGCCAACACUGUGCACCUUCCAAGAUUGCAAGAAAGUGGGGGUAUCCCAAAAAUGAGAGGAGAUGGAUGUAUGGAAGUAAAAUUGGGAUAUUUUGAUAGCAAGAAAGACACUGACGGUCCUAUUGAAGCAAAAUUGUUUGAGAAGAAUCACUUUUACAAAAUUGGACUCAUUGUUGAAGGAGUUGAGUUUCGUCCAAAAUUAGAAGUGGAUAUGGGAAUUUAA